This is a messenger RNA of Paramecium sonneborni, 1441 nucleotides long. Lineage: Eukaryota; Ciliophora; Oligohymenophorea; Peniculida; Parameciidae. The record is from the annotation of a GenBank genome assembly.
AUUUAAUAAAUUAUAAUGAGUCAAACCAAUAUAACACAAAGGGUACCAUCAGAAAUCAAAUAAGAAACAAAAGAAAUCAAAGAGAAUAUCAUCCAUGAUAGAAUUAUGUAAUAGUUAUGAUUGAUGUGAAUAGUGGUCCCAUUUGUAAAGCUCCUGGCUAUCUAAAAGAUUAAUACAUUAAACACGGCUAUAGAAUUAAUUUCAAAAAUAAAAAGGACGUAGUAAAGAGCAUGUUUAUGUGGCACAAUGAAUUAGUCAAUAUUUGGACUCAUUUGAUUGGAGCUAUAAUCAUAGUCUCUCUAAUAUUUUACCUUUGGCUUAAUUAUGAUGAACUCUUUCGUCAUAAAGCUAUCUAGUCAUUUAAUGGUACUUCAAACUACCAUUUAUCUAGAAUCACUAAAUAACAUUUAUGACCAUGCUUACACUCUUGAAUAAUAAAUCUAAGAACAAUUAGAAAAUGGACUUCACCAUCUUUAAGAUGACAUUGUAUUGAUGUAGAAGGAAUUACAUGAAAAGAUUGACAAUGUUAAUAAGUAUUUCGAUGAAGUAGCACAUCAAUACGAUCAAGAAUUUUCAAAAAUCCAAAAAAAUAUUGCUGAAGCAUUUGAUUGGGAAAACUUGAAAUGGAAAUAUAAUAUCUCAUAAAUAAUCUAAGACUAUUAAUAGAAAGCCACAGAAAUUGUUGAAUCCAAAGAUUUUGAUUGGAUUGAUCUUUAUUUAGAAUUUCAACAUUUUACUGGAGGUUAAACUAUUGAUGAAGAAAAACUACAUAAAAUGAUAUCUAGAUGGCCAUUGAUUGCAUUUCUUGUAUCUGCAAUCAUUUGUUUAGGUUGUAGUACCACUUAUCAUCUAUUUUAUUGUCUCUCUGAAAAUGUCAACAAAGUUCUCAUUAGAUUAGAUUAUGCUGGUAUAUGUUUUCUUGUUUCAGGUUCCACAUUUGCUCCAUUAUUUUAUGGAUUUUAAUGUAAUCUAAAAUAUGCAAUCAUAUACGCCAGCUUAUAAGGCUUUUUUGCAAUCAUUCUUUUUAGUUUUUGUUUAUUUGAUUUUUUUUAUACUGCAGAAUGGAGAUCCUUGAAAAAUAAAUUAUUUGCUGGACUUGGAUUUACUAGUGCUAUACCUAUGAUUCAUUUUGCAAUAGGAGAUACAUGUUUGGAAGGAUAUAGCUUUUCAUCAUAAUUACCUUAUUAUGCUGCAAUGGCUAUUUCAUAUUUGUAUUGCAUAAAAUUAUAUUUAGAUCUGGAUUAUAUAUUUAUAAUAUACGAUUUCCUGAGAAAUAAAUUCCAGGGAAAUUUGAUAAUUGCGGAUAGAGUCAUCAAAUUUGGCAUAUUAGUGUAGUAAUAGCAAUAUUAUUCACUUAUGUUGGAUCUUUGAAUGCAUAUUAUUAGAGAUUAGAUAUGCCUUGUAAAGCAUGAUAAUUUUAUUGAUAUAUUUUAUAUAAUAG